AUGGGCCAUGGCCUGGGUGGCCGGAAUCACACCUUCCCACCUCAGAUUCGAGAAGAGGACAAGAGCCCCCCUCCGUCCUCACCACCUCCCUUGUUCUCUGUCAUCCCUGGGGGCUUCAUCAAGCAGCUGGUUCGAGAGACAGAGAAAGAGUCCAAAGAGGCCAGGCGGAGGAAAGAGGCAGCACUCGCCUCCCCGGAAGGAGAGACCCCAGAAGUUCCCAUUAACCAAGCCAACAAGACCAACAAUGUCCCCAAGCCUGGAGGCCGGAAGACUUGCCAGGACAGCCCAUCAGCCACUCAGAAGGAUGCAGACAUUCUUGCCGAUGACAAGAACUCCACAUCUGUGACCAGCACCGGAGGGGAGAAGCCGCAGGAGUCGGGUCCCACAGGGACACCAGCCAAAAGGACACUGCCCUUCAAGAGGGGCGUGAGGAGGGGUGAUGUGUUGCUGAUGGUAGCCAAGCUAGAUCCACAGUUGGCCACGCCAGAGCAGAAGACCCAACCUCGUGACACCCCCAAGGACAAGACCCCAACCCCGGCCACAGACCCUGGAGGGACAAAGAAAGGGGCAAACACGGGGACUCCUUGUGGCCCCCAGACACCCAUAACUGAGAAGACCAGGACUGGGGGUGAUGGAGACACAAGCCAGGGCACAAAGGGUGGGACGUGUCAGGGUACAGAGGGAAAGGGGAGCGGGGACUCCCAGACCAAAGCGCAAAAAGAAUGUGAGUCCCAGGGCACAGAGGGGCAGGAGACCAAGUCCCCAGCUCAGGGGGCAGGAAACAAGGGACAAGUGGGUACAGCAGAGAAAGGAGGAGGGGGUCCCCCAAAGAAGAUGGGAAAGGGGAAUGGUCCCAAGAGUGCGGGAGCUGAAGUGAGACCUUUGGAGCCCCCGGUCCCCAUAAGGAAGUGGGGAGUUUCCCUGGGCCGAAGGAGCAAGUGGGACAGUCCUCAGAGUAAGAACAGAGAAAGUGAAUCUCAGUGUAGGGAUGAGAAGAGGGGUGACCUUCAAGGCACGGCAGCAGAGCCCAGGGGGCAGCAGCAGGAGACCCCAGGGAUGAUGGAAAAGGCAGAGGAACCCCAGAAGAAGCUGGUGACACCAGGGAAAUGCCAGGAGCAGCCUGGGGUGGCAGCUGCCGCUGAGACUCAGAGUCCCCAGGAACGCUGCAAGGCCCCGGGUGGGACACCCACAGAAGCGACAUUGGCAGCGCAGGUGGCGGAGGCUGCAAAGAGGGAGGACCAGCCAGAAAGCAGGGUGCAGGGUGCCGGGGAGCCCUGUGUGCACGCAGAGGAAGAAGUGGGCAUUGAGGAGCCUCGGGCAGAACAUCACGUGGAGUCCCUUCCCAAGACCCAGGAGGACAGGCCUUCUCUGCAGAAACCUACGGAGGAGCAGCCGGUCCGGCAGGACCCGGGCAGCGGGGACCAGAGCAGAGACUCUGACCAGGCAUCUGAGGAGGACAGGUGGUACGAGGCGCAGAAAGUCUGGCUGGUGCAGAAGGAUGGGUUCACACUUGCAACAGUGCUCAAACCAGACGAGGGGACAGCUGAUCUGCCGGCUGGAAGGGUGCGGCUCUGCAUGGACGCAGACAAGACCGUCACUGAGGUGGACGAGGAGCAGGUUCACCGAGCCAACCCCCCUGAGCUGGACCAGGCUGAGGACCUGGCUUCCCUGGUCUGCGUCAACGAGUCAAGCAUCCUGAACACACUUCUGCAGCGCUACGGGGCUCAGCUGCCACAUACCCGCUCAGGACCUGAUCUGAUCGCCCUGCAGCCCCAGAAGACCAGGGUGCCUUCUUCAGGAAAGGUACCCCGAGGGCGCCAGGAUGGUCUGCCCGCCCACGUCACAUCCCUGGCCCAGCGUGCCUACUGGGCACUGCUGAGUCAGAGAAGAGACCAGAGCAUCCUGGCACUGGGCCGGAGUGGGGCUGGGAAGACCACCUGCUGCGAGCAGGUGCUGGAGCACCUGGUGGGCAUGACAGGCAGCGUGGACAGCAGGGUGUCAGUGGAGAAGCUCCAGGCUGCCUUCACUGCCCUCCGGGCCUUCGGCUCUGUGUCCACUGGCCACAGCCGUAGGGCCACCCGCUUUGCCAUGGUGACAUCCUUGGACUUCAACGCCACGGGCCGGGUCACAGCUGCUCAGUUCCAGACAGUGCUUCUGGAGAACAGCCGUGUGGCCCGGCAGCCGCAAGGGGAAGGCAACUUUGAAGUUUUCUCUCAGCUGCUGGCUGGGCUGGAUGUAGAACUCAGGACAGAGCUGAACCUGCACCAGACGUUGGAGAGCAAUGCCUUCGGCAUGGGCGUGUGGUCCCGGCCUGAAGACAAGCAGAAGGCGGCGACUGCAUUUUCCCAGCUCCGGGGUGCCAUGGAGCUGCUGGGCAUCUCUGAGGGUGAGCAGCGAGCCAUUUGGCGGGUGCUGGCAGCCAUCUACCACCUGGGUGCAGCAGGGGCUUGCAAAGUGGGCCGGAAGCAGUUCAUGCGGUUUGAGUGGGCCAACCAUGCUGCUGAGGCCCUGGGCUGUGACUACGAGGAACUGAAUACGGCCACCUUCAAGCACCACUUACGGCAGAUUAUCGAGCAAAUGACAUCAGGGCCGCAACGCCAGGGUCUGGAGGACAAUGAUGCCAGCUCAGGGCUCAAGAUGACCGGUGUGGAGUGUGUGGAGGGGAUGGCCUCUGGCCUGUACCAAGAACUCUUCGGGGCUGUGGUCUCUCUCAUCAACAGAUCUUUCUCCUCUCACCAUCUGUCUAUGGCCUCCAUCAUGGUGGUUGACUCCCCGGGAUUCCAGAAUCCUAGGCACCAGGGGAAGGACCGGGCAGCCACCUUUGAGGAGCUGUGUUACAAUUAUGCCCAGGAGCGCUUACAGCUGCUGUUCUACCACAGGACCUUUGUCUCUACCCUGGAGAGAUACCAAGAGGAAGGCAUUCCUGUGCACUUUGACCUCCCAGAGUCAUCCCCAGGAACUACGGUGGCUGUUGUGGAUCAAAACCCCUCCCAGGCCCAUUUGCCAGCGGGAAAAGCUACUGAAGACGCUGGGGGUCUUUUCUGCAUCUUGGAUGAAGAGGUCCGGGUGGAAGGCUCCAGUGACAGCGUGGUACUUGAGCGUCUUCACGCAGCCUUUGAGAAGAAGACAGCUGGGGCUGAUGGGCCCCCCGUGCUGCGCAUCUGUGAGCAGCCCCUUCAGUGUGAGCUAUUCCACCAGCUGGGACAGGACCCUGUGCGCUAUGACCUCACAGGCUGGCUUCGCAGAGCCAAGCCCAAUCUCUCAGCCCUGGAGGCCCCACAGGUCCUGCAGCAGUCAAAAAGGAAGGAGCUGCAGGACCUCUUCCAGGCCCGGGCCAAGCUGCCUCCCCUGUGCCGUGCGGUGGCAGGCCUUGAGGGCACCUCUCAGCAGGCUCUGCACCGGGGUCGUGUGGUGCGUAGGGCUUUUGCCAGCAGUGUCGCUGCGUUGAAGAGGAAGGCUCCCUGUGCCCAGAUCAAGCUGCAGAUGGAUGCUCUCAUCAGCUUGCUGAGUCGGUCUCGGCUGCACUUCAUCCACUGUCUUGUGCCAGCCUCAGUGGAAAGCAAGCCUGGGCAGGGGACUCCAUCACCUCCACAGCCUGGUGGAGACCAAGGUGUAGCCAAUGAGCCCCCAGCUCUGGACAUUCCAUCACUGAGGGUUCAACUUGCAGGCUCUCAUCUCCUAGAGGCAUUGCGACUGCACAGGGCAGGUUACGCUGACCACAUGGGGCUCACUCAAUUCCGCCGUCGGUUCCAGGUGCUGGACCCUCUGCUACUGAAGAAGCUUGACUCGACCUCUGAGGGACUAGAAGAGAGGAAGGUGGUGGAGGAACUCUUGCAGACGCUGGAUCUGGAGAAGAAAGCGGUGGCCGUGGGUCACAGCCAAGUUUUCCUCAAGGCAGGUGUGGUUUCCAGGCUGGAGAGGCAACGAGAGAAGCUGGUGUCCCGGAACAUUGUUCUCUUCCAAGCGGCUUGCAGGGGCUUUCUGUCUCGCCAGGAAUGUAAGAAGCUGAAGAUCAGGAGGCUGGCCACACAGUGCAUCCAGAAAAAUCUGGCUGUGUUCCUGGAGGUCAAGGACUGGCCAUGGUGGGGGCUUCUGGCAUCUCUCCGGCCCCUACUGAGUCCCACCCUUAGCGUGGAGCAGCUUCAAGCUAAGGAGGAGGAGCUAACACUGCUGAGGCAGAAGCUGCAGAAGUCAGAGAAGUCGAGAAGUGAGCUCAGACAGAGCACAGACCUGCUGGAGAGCAAGAUCACAGACUUGACCUCGGAGCUUGCUGAUGAACGCCUCAAAGGUGACGUGGCCUGCCAGGCACUGGAGAGUGAGCGGGCAGAGCGUCUUCAGGCACUCCGGGAGGUUCAGGAGCUCAAGGCUAAGUACCAGCAGGUGCAGGAGGCAUUGGGGGCCGUACAGAAACAGUUGGAAGAGGCACAGCAGAAGAUCCAGCUGGCCAGCUUUGAAGAGAAGCACGCAGGAGGAGCCGACGAGUGGCAGAUGCGCUUGGACUGUGCUCAGAUGGAGAAUGACUUCCUGCGCAAGCGUCUCCAGCAGUGUGAGGAGAGGUUGGACUCAGAGAUGAAGGCCCGCACAGAGGUGGAGCAGAAGCUCGGGGAGCUGCAGAACGCUUACGAAGAGGCCAAGAAGACGGCUCACCAGCUGAAGAGGAAGUGCCACCACCUCACCUGGGACCUGGAGGACACCCACGUGCUGCUGGAGAACCAGCAGAGCAGGAACCAUGAGCUGGAGAAGAGGCAGAAGAAGUUUGACUUGCAGCUGGCCCAGGCACUGGGGGAGUCGAUGUUUGAGAAGACCCUCAGGGAGAAAGUGAGCCAGGAAAACAACGGAGUGCGCUGGGAGCUGGGCCAGCUACAGCAGCAGCUGGAGCAAAAGGAGCAGGAAGCCUCAAAGCUGAAGCAGGAGGUGGAAAGGCUACAGGGCCAGAAGCGGGAGCUGCUGGGCUGUGCCUCUGUCGGGGAGCAAGGUGUAGCCAGCCUAAAAGAGAGAGUCUGGGAGCUGGAGUCCAACGCCCUUGAACAACAGAAGGUCCACAGCCAACAGGAAAACACCAUUAAGCAGCUGGAGCAGCUUCGCCAGCGGUUUGAGUUGGAGAUCGAGAGGAUGAAGCAGAUGCAUCAGAAGGACCGAGAGGACCAGGAGGAAGAGCUGGAGGACGUGCGUCAGUCCUGCCAGAAGCGGCUCCGUCAGCUGGAGAUGCAGUUGGAGCAGGAAUACGAGGAAAAGCAGGUGGUUCUCCAUGAGAAGCGUGAUUUGGAAGGGUUGAUUGGAACCCUGUGUGACCAGAUUGGCCAUCGUGACUUUGAUGUAGAAAAGCGUCUUCGCCGAGACCUCAGGAGGACACACGCUCUGUUGUCUGAUGUUCAACUCCUUCUGGCCACCAUGGAGGACAGCAAGACAUCAGUCAGCAAGGAAGAGCUGGAGAAGGUGCACAGCCAGCUGGAGCAGAGUGAGGCCAAAUGUGAGGAUGCCUUGAAGACCCAGAAGGUGCUGACUACGGACUUGGAGAACAUGCACAGUGAGCUGGAGAAUGUGACCCGGAGCAAGAGCCUGGUGGAUGAGCAGCUGUACAGGCUGCAGUUUGAGAGGGCAGACCUCCUGAAACGCAUCGAUGAGGACCAGGACGACCUGAAUGGCCUCAUGCAGAAACACAAAGACCUCAUCGCACAGUCUGCUGCUGACAUUGGGCAAAUUCAGGAGCUGCAGCUGCAGCUGGAAGAAGCCAAGAAGGAGAAGCAGAAGCUGCGGGAGCAGCUGCAGGUGACUCAGCUUCGCAUCCAGUACCUGGAGCAAUCUACCGUGGACCGUGCCAUUGUCAGCAGGCAGGAGGCAGUCAUCUGUGACUUGGAGAACAAGACAGAGUUCCAGAAGGUGCAGAUGAAGAGAUUUGAGGUCCUGGUAAUCCGGCUUCGGAACAGCCUGAUCAAGAUGGGCGAGGAGCUGUCCCAGGCAGCCAAGUCGGAGGCCCAGCAGCGGGAAAACAGCCAGUAUUAUCAGCGGCGCCUGGAGGAGCUAAAGGCAGAGAUGCAGGAGUUGGUGCAACGGGAGGAGGAGGCCAGCCGGCGCUGCAUGGAGCUGGAGAAAUAUGUGGAGGAGCUUGCAGCUGUGAGGCAAACACUGCAGGCUGACCUGGAGACUUCCAUCCGGCGCAUCGCAGACCUGCAGGCAGCCUUGGAAGAGGUGGCAUCUAGUGACAGUGACACAGAAAGUGUCCAGACAGCCGUGGACUGUGGCAGCCGCAGCAGAAAAGAAGAGGACAAUGUCUCUGUCAUCAGCUCCCAGCCAGAGGGCAGUCUUCGGUCCUGGAUGAGCUGCUCCCUGUCCCUGGCCACAGAUACCGUGAGGACCCCUUCUCGACAGUCGGCUGUCAGCAGCUCUCUCCUCAGCCCCAGGGCAAGUGAAGAGGCCGGAGAUGCUGAGAAGCUGAGACCAGCAUCCCUGGCACUGACUGAAGACUGGGACUCUCCCAGAGAGACCUUGAGGAGUGGUUCUGUGUCUCUCCACCCAGCCUUCCCCCAAAAGCCCUACCAUUUAGGAGAUGGGGAAGGCUUUGCUGUCCAUAAGAAAGACACCCCAGAAGAACCAGGUACUCUGUCUUCAUCUCCCACUAGUCAGAGCAUGGCUAUGUCUCCCCUGCCCAGGGAUAAGCUGCCCAGUCCGUCAGCUGCUCUCUCAGAAUUUGUGGAAGAGCUCCGCAGGAAGAGAGCCCAGAGAGGCCAGGGUUCCUCUCUGCACCUGGGGGAAGGACCCACGCUCCCAAUUUUCCAGACCACUGGGGCUUACUCUCUUAGGAGGGGCAGAGCCAGCAGCGAUGAGGGAGACCUCUCACUGAGGACUGGAGCAAAAUCCCCUCUGCAAGCAGAGGGGAACCCCAGGGCCACUGCUGGUCUCUCACGGUCAACCAGUCUCAAGUGUAUCCCCUCAGAGGGCACUGAGAACAUCACCCUGCCACCUGACAAGCAGAAGACACGGUUUGGUUCCUGUGAGUCCCUCUUAGAGUCAGGACCCAGCACCAGGAGAAAGCUGAGCUCCCCAAUGGCACUCAGGGACCCUCUCUCGUCACCUACCCUGCGGCCCAGGAGGCGGUGUCUGGAGUCCUCGGUGGAUGAGGCAGUCUGCCUAGACCUUGGGAAGGAACCUCUUGUCUUCCAGAACCGCCAGUUCUCUCAUCUGAUGGAGGAAACUCUAGACAGCGACCCCUUCAGCUGGAAGCUUCCGAGCCUCAAUUACAGACGCCAGACCAAAGUGGACUUCGAUGACUUUCUCCCUGCCAUCAGGAAGCCCAGUGCCCCUUUGUCUGAGGCUGCCAAAGACGGGAAGGAGGCAUCAAAACAUCCGAAUGUCCACUUUGAGAUGGAAGAGGCCGACCGCUCUUUUCUCUCGGGGAUCAAAACCAUUUUGAAAAAGAACCCAGAGUCUAAGGAGGACCCCGCUCACCUCUCUGACUCCUCCUCAUCCUCCAGCUCCAUCGUAUCCUUCAAAAGUACAGGCAGCAUCAAGAGUGGUCCACGAGUGCCAAGACUCCAAGGUGACGGUGGUGAGCGCAUGUCCCCUGAGCACAGAGAGCCUGGCCCUGGGAGGAAAUGUGAUGAUGUUGAAAGUAUAAUGCGGAAGUAUCUCCAGCAGUAGGGACCAGUGCAGAUACAGCUUCCACCAAAGACGCCCUACUCCAAAGUUUUGGAGAGAAAGAGACCCCCAGGCCCUGGGGCCCGCCAUCCAGAGCCAGACAACGUGGCCACCCUCAAGAUGUGGGCUGGGCCCAGAGAGACAUACCCCAGCAGGUCACCAGGCUAUACCUGUGCUUGGUCUGUACAAAUAAAGUUGGCUUUCCUGGA
Molecule: messenger RNA, 7844 nt
Organism: Mesocricetus auratus (golden hamster)
Lineage: Eukaryota; Metazoa; Chordata; Mammalia; Rodentia; Cricetidae
Gene: Myo18b
Product: myosin XVIIIB
Exons: 43
Coding region: 1-7638 (2545 amino acids)
Cellular component (GO): myosin complex
Molecular function (GO): cytoskeletal motor activity; ATP binding; protein binding
Source: RefSeq, a predicted model, not a curated record